Molecule: messenger RNA, 435 nt
Organism: Bactrocera tryoni
Lineage: Eukaryota; Metazoa; Arthropoda; Insecta; Diptera; Tephritidae
Exons: 2
Coding region: 1-435 (144 amino acids)
Source: RefSeq, a predicted model, not a curated record
AUGUUUUGCUUUCACGCAUCGCACUGGUCGCAUGACGUAGUAAGGAAAAACAGUAUUGUCAGGGAAUCUAUUUUAUCUAGCGCUACCAUAUGUGACUGGUAUAUUUACUGUCGCAAAGCGGUAGUUUUAUAUCAAGCGGUAAAUCAGGAGGCGGUAGGUAAAAUAGGUGGCCCUGGCAAAAAGGUCCAAAUUGAUGAAAGCAAAUUCGGGAAGAAGAAAUUUAACAAAGGCAGGAGUGUGGAAUGUCACUGGGUGUUGGGGAUGAUUGAGGAUGGGAGCGACGACCUGCGGCUGGAGGUAUGCCCAGUUAAUGUUAGGUCUGCGGAGGUGCUCAUACCCCUGAUUAAGAAGGAUGUUGCGCCAAGAACUACAAUAAGCACAGAUUGCUGGAAGGCGAUGGUUUGGCGAAUUUCGGGUAUGAGCACCGAAAAGUGA